AUGCUAUUAAAAGCGGACACUGUUGCGGGGGGCAAGGGACCUCUUUUGGCAGGUCAAUCCAGCUUGCCCUCUCUUCCCGUUCCUCCGCUCGAACAGACUUUCAAAAAGUACCUGCGCACCACCGAACCUCACCUCAGUUCGGCCGAGUAUGAAGCUACGAAAAAGGCGGUAGAGAGCGCGCUUUCCGGCUCAGAUUCGAAAACGUUUGGCGAAUUGCAAAAGAGGUUGCAAGCUCGUGCUGCGGACCCAAAGCAGGAAGGCAACUGGCUGGCUGCAUGGUGGAACGAAGCAGCAUACAUGGGCUACAGAGAUCCCGUGGUGCCCUACGUCUCUUACUUCUACGCUCACAAGGAUGAUAAGAACCGCAAGACCGGUGUGAGCCGCGCAGCCUCGCAGCUCAAAGCCAUCCUAGCAUUCCGGAAGUUGGUCGAGAGCGAAGAGCUGACGCCGGAAAAGACAAAGGCUGGACCAAUGUGCAGCGCUUCUUACCCGUGGAUGUUCAACUCUUGCAGACUGCCAGUCAAACCCGUGGACCAGGCCACCAAGGCCGAUCCUCGCGAGAACAACCACGUAGUUGUGGCCCACAAGGGUCACUUUUAUGAGUUUGAACUGGUCGUCGAUGGUCAGGAACUCAGCGCGAGCGAGAUCGAGAGGUGAGUCAACGCGAUGAGUGGGACGACGGGUGUGUGAGUGAGAUGGUGUCGCGAUGCUGACACGUAUGCCGUCACCACACUUUUGCAGCCAAUUGCAAGCCGUCUUGGCCGAGAACGUCGAGGCAGCGGCAAAGCCCAUCGGCGCCCUCACUUCGGACAACCGCGACAAGUGGGCGGAUGCUAGAGAGGCGCUCCUUGCCGUAGGCAAUGGUGGAGGCGCCAAGAACAAGGAUGCGCUGGCGCGAAUCGAGAGCGCAGUGAUCGUCAUAGCGCUCGACGAAGCGCCCGUGCGAACAAUCGAGGAGGUGAGCAGCGGCACGACUCGAGAGCGCCGCCGUGCGCAUGCUGACACACAUCGUCACCUCUGGCAGCGUUCUUGGGCUCUUUGGUGGGGCGAUGGCAAGAACCGCUUCUACGACAAGCAACAGCUGAUCGUGUCGUCGAACGGAAAGAGCGGAUACAUGGGAGAGCACUCCACCAUGGAUGGUACGCCCACGCUGCGCAUGAACGACUUUGUGCUCUCUGCCCUCGCUGCCAACAAGAUCGAUCUGGGCGCGACGGGUACGCGCGACUCUUUCCCCAAGCCAAAGAGAUUGCAGUGGCAACUCGAUGGCAACGUCGAGGCGCGCAUCGAGGACUCGCUGAAAGCUUUCGAGGCGCUCAAGGCGAAGCACGAUUUGGCCAUCUUGGACUUUCAAGGAUACGGCAAGGAGGCCAUCAAAAAGUACAAGUGCAGCCCGGAUGCUUGGGUGCAGAUGGUCAUCCAGUUGGCCUACUUUAAAAUGUUUGGCAAACCCUGCCCCACGUACGAGUCUGCGCAGACGAGAAAGUUCAAGUUUGGGAGGACGGAAACGAUUAGGAGUGCUAGCGCGGAGAGUUUGGCUUUCGUCAAGGCCAUGGAGGCGGAUGGUGUGAGCGACGAGGAGAGGGCGAAGCUCUUCCAAGCCGCUGUCAAGCAGCACUUGACGUACGCCAAGGAGGCGGCGGAUGGACAAGGAGUGGACCGACACUUGUUUGGUCUCAAGAAGCUGCUAAAGGAAGGUGAAGCGCUGCCCGAGCUGUACAAGGACGCAGCGUACGCAAAGACGUCCAACUGGAACCUGUCCACCUCUCAAAUCUCGAGCGAAAGCUUUGACGCGUGGGGUUAUGGAGAAGUGGUGCCGGACGGCUUCGGAUGCGCAUACGCCAUCAAAUCGAAUGCGCUCACUUUUACCCUCACUUCGCUCAAACUGGACGCUCCGGCGCUCAGACACUACAUCAACGAGUCUGCGCUGGAGUUGAGAGACUUGCACGACCGAUUGGCUGCAAAGAACUCUGGAGGCGCCAAGCUCUAG
Molecule: messenger RNA, 1987 nt
Organism: Ceraceosorus bombacis
Lineage: Eukaryota; Fungi; Basidiomycota; Exobasidiomycetes; Ceraceosorales; Ceraceosoraceae
Source: the annotation of a GenBank genome assembly